AUGCACGGCGCAGAGGAGGCAGUGGCGGCGGGGGGGCCGCGGGUGAGCGCGGCGAGCACGCAGACCGACAGCAUGGCCGGUCAAAUGCCAAGACUUUCUAAGGUCAAUCUUUUUACUUUGUUCAGUCUCUGGAUGGAGCUCUUUCCCUCGGCUGAGCAACAGAAAAAAUCACAGGUGAAGAAGAGUGGUCUAGUUGUGGUGAAAAACAUGAAGAUUAUUGGUCUUCAUUGUUCCAGUACAGACUUGCAUGCUGGCCAGAUUGCACUCAUUAAACACGGAUCAAGACUUAAAAACUGCGAUCUUUAUUUUUCCAGAAAACCGUGUUCGACUUGUUUAAAAAUGAUUGUAAACGCUGGGGUGAACAGGAUUUCUUACUGGCCUGCAGAUCCUGAAAUCAGCUUGCAAAAUGAGGCGUCCAAUCCCAUGACUACUGAUGAUGCAAAGCUAGAUGCCAAAGCAGUAGAAAGACUGAAGUCAAAUAGUCGUGCUCAUGUGUGUGUGUUGCUUCAGCCUUUGGUGUGCUAUAUGGUGCAAUUUGUUGAAGAAACUUCCACCAAGUUUGAUUUCAUUCAAAAAAUAGCAAAAUCUCAGCCUGACUCUAAUACUGACUUUUACACUGCAUGUAGACAAGAGAGAAUAAAAGAGUAUGAAAGCUUAUUCCUAAUUUCAAAUGAGGAAACGCACAAGCAAAUACUGAUGACAAUAGGACUGGAGAACCUCUGUGAAAAUCCAUACUUCAGCAACCUUAGGCAAAAUAUGAAAGAUCUUGUCUUGGUCUUGGCGACAGUGGCUGCCAGUGUCCCUGUCUUUGGAUGCUUUGGAUUUUACAACAGUGAAUCACAGCAAAUGAAUGAAACAGACCAUCAGGGUUUGCCCCAAGAAAUUGCAAGGCACUGUAUGAUACAAGCCAGACUACUUGCAUACCGGACAGAGGAUCAUAAAACGGGAGUUGGAGCUAUUAUUUGGGCAGAGGAAAAAUCAAGAAGCUGUGAUGGAACGGGAGCAAUGUAUUUUGUAGGCUGUGGUUACAAUGCCUUUCCUGUUGGAUCUGAAUAUGCUGAUUUUCCACACAUGGAUGAUAAACAAAAAGAUCGGGAAAUUAGAAAGUUCAGAUACAUUAUACAUGCGGAGCAGAAUGCCUUGACAUUCAGGUGUCGAGAAAUAAAGCCAGAUGAGAGAAGCAUGAUAUUUGUGACAAAAUGUCCAUGUGACGAAUGUGUCCCUUUAAUCAAAGGGGCUGGUAUCAAGCAGAUCUAUGCAGGAGAUGUUGAUGCUGGAAAAAAGAAAGCAGACAUAUCCUAUAUGAAGUUUGGUGAACUUGAAGGCGUAAGCAAAUUUACAUGGCAGCUAAAUCCAUUGCACACUAAUGCCCUUGAAUUCCAUGACCCCACAGCCAGGGAAAAUGGGGUCCAGAAGACAAAAUCACUAGAUGACCAGCAGCACCAAAACAAGAAACUGUGUCUUGGUCGCUACUGAAUAAUUAAGCACUCCUGCAGUCUUGCUCUGUACUUUUUAUAAUGCAGCCUGU
This is a messenger RNA of Gavia stellata (red-throated loon), 1528 nucleotides long. It is a transcript of the gene CDADC1, whose product is annotated as cytidine and dCMP deaminase domain containing 1. The transcript has 9 exons. The record is from RefSeq and is a predicted model, not a curated record. NCBI's taxonomy places the organism in Eukaryota, Metazoa, Chordata, Aves, Gaviiformes, Gaviidae. The coding region runs from base 1 to 1476 and encodes 491 amino acids. Gene Ontology annotation, biological process: dUMP biosynthetic process; dTMP biosynthetic process. Gene Ontology annotation, molecular function: dCMP deaminase activity; zinc ion binding. Gene Ontology annotation, cellular component: cytoplasm.